AUGUAUGGUGUGAUACUAGGAGAUUUCAUUCUAAAAGUGAUGGCGGCUCCGUUACCUCAGAAGCCCGGCCUGAUGCCCCCUCAACAGCAGCAGCAGUUUGUCCCCGGAGCCACAGCUGCCCUGGGACAGCAGCCUCAGCCCGGCGCCAUGAGGGAGAUCUCCCCCGUGUUUCUCUGCCGCAUCGGACAAGAGACGGUGCAGGACAUCGUCACCAGGACCAUGGAGAUAUUUCAGAUCUCACGAGCCACUCAGCUUCCGAACGGCGUGACGCAGAGCCAGGCCAUGUACCAGGACCGCUUUGGGAAACUGCAGGAGCAUCUGCGGCAGCUCGCUCUGCUCUUCAGGAAACUGAGGCUGCUGUACGAGCGCUGUGUGGAGAUGACGGCAGAUCUGCAGGAGGGGCCCGCCGAGCUCGUGCCGUACGUCGGGGAGGAGCUGCUGUCCGUCAAAGUGGAGUCCUGCAGUCCGGCCGUGAUUCAGGAGAGAAGAGAAGUCAUGGAGAAAGUGCGUCUGAAAAACCAGGAGAUGAAGGUUCUGAUGGAUCAGAUGAGGAACCUGCUGUGGGACGUCAACGCGAUGCUAACGCUACGGAAAUGA
Molecule: messenger RNA, 597 nt
Organism: Knipowitschia caucasica
Lineage: Eukaryota; Metazoa; Chordata; Actinopteri; Gobiiformes; Gobiidae
Source: the annotation of a GenBank genome assembly